Messenger RNA from Photinus pyralis (common eastern firefly), 1359 nucleotides. RefSeq names its product zinc finger protein 501-like. The transcript has a single exon. Gene Ontology annotation, cellular component: nucleus. Gene Ontology annotation, biological process: regulation of transcription by RNA polymerase II. The coding region runs from base 16 to 1239 and encodes 407 amino acids. The record is from RefSeq and is a predicted model, not a curated record. Gene Ontology annotation, molecular function: RNA polymerase II cis-regulatory region sequence-specific DNA binding; DNA-binding transcription activator activity, RNA polymerase II-specific. Lineage: Eukaryota; Metazoa; Arthropoda; Insecta; Coleoptera; Lampyridae.
UAAUGAUAAUCAUUUAUGUUUUUGUUGAAGGUCAAACUUAAAAAAAGAACUUCCAUAAGCUCGGACUCUGAGGAUCUACUCUCAGGUACGAGUGAUGCCGAAUGGCACGAAGAUGGCAGUGUCACCUUACGUCGGUGCUUAGAGGGUUGGGAUCAGUAUCCAUGGACUUGCUCGGAUUGUCAAGAAGCUUUACCUAACGCAGAUGCUCUUAAAGAUCAUCAUAGUCUCGUGCAUGACCAGCCACCGAAGUAUGUGUGUGCAGAAUGCCCAAAAAUGUAUACAAAAUACAGUACAUUUGUUGGGCACGUUCGCACUCAUCGAGAUCAUCUUCGAUUUUGCUGUGAUGUUUGUGGCAAAUGGUACGGAACGAGCCGUGCUCAGGAGCAACACCGGGCCUCGCACUAUGAACAAAAGCCUCACACCUGCACAACUUGUGGAAAACGGUUUCGAGUACAAUCUUCUCUGUUGGUACAUGCCCGAUCGCAUUUACCCGCAGAGGUCAAAAAUAAGCAUCAAUGUGAUCAGUGUCCGAAACGUUUCGGAACCAGACCGAAUCUAAUGGCGCAUAAACGGAUACACUCGGGUAUUCGUGACUUCACUUGCGAUCAGUGCGGCAAAAGUUUUGUGCAAAAAGGCAAUUUAGACAAUCACAUGCUGACUCACACCGUGGCUCGACCGUUCACGUGUCACGCCUGUGGGAAAGCAUUUAAAACCGCCGUUCGGUUACGAAAACAUAGUUCUGUACACUCCGGUCUAAAACCUCACCAAUGCGACGUAUGCGGGCGACAGUUCCGAGAGAGAGGAACUUUAAAAGAACAUCAUCGCAUUCACACCGGCGCCAUGCCGUUCACUUGUGAAUAUUGUGGCAAAUCAUUUCGGUUUAAAGGUGUUUUGACGACACACAGGAGACAGCAUACCGGCGAGAGACCUUACUCGUGCCUCGAGUGUCAGCAUCACUUCACCAACUGGCCGAAUUACAAUAAACAUAUGAAACGUCGGCACGGUAUCAACACCAGCGUUACUGUUCGUAAACCACAAUCCAUUCCUCCCACCGGUAUGCCACAAAGAAAUCCUCCCGGUACUGUAUUAGCCCCGCCGCAACCGACAACAGUCACAAUGCUUUCCAGUGUUCCUCAUGCCACAGCGACAAUUACGGAUAAUUUCGCAGAGCCUCCCCCUUUCUACCCGGUCCUUAAUUUGUACAAUUUACCCGAAGAAUUGUUACAACAGCGUGUUUAAUUGUAUUAUCAAGCUUUAAUGUAGUAAAAUGUGAGUGAGUAUAAGUAAGACGUAUCGAACCAUCAUUUUAAAUUAUUAUUUGUAGAUUCAUAAUUGUAAUUAAUAAAACAAGGUGCUAAA